AUGUCGCUACAAAAAACUUUAAGGUUGAUCCUUUGGAUUUCAUUAGCGAUUAUUCUUUCAAUUCUUUCGGAAUGUUUUAUAGUAGCAGCAGCAGAUAGAGAUAUUAAUAACAAUGGAAACACAUUGUCAGUACUAUCGUCAAUACCAUCAACACCAACAGUAACAGCAGCAGCAACAACAACAACAACAGGAAAAAGUAACCCAUCCACAGCAAAAACAACAGUAUCAGCAAAAAAUAAACCAUCUACAACAAUUGCAACAAUAUCGUCUGCCAAUACUGCAACAAUAUCAUCUGCCAAUACUGCAUCAAUAUCAACAACAAUAACAUCAUCCGAAAAUGCUAUAACAACUCAAGCGACAGAAAGUCAAAUAUCUUCGCAGGAAGAGCAUGUACCACGUAUUGGACCAAUUAUCGCGGCUUCAAGUGUCGCUUUUCUGGUGCUGGUAAUUUUAGUUGCCACUAUUUUCAUGACUAAACGAAGUGCUCAGACAGUUGAUGACUCUGCUAAUAAAGCAUAG
Ambispora gerdemannii is the source of this 519-nucleotide messenger RNA. Lineage: Eukaryota; Fungi; Glomeromycota; Glomeromycetes; Archaeosporales; Ambisporaceae. The record is from the annotation of a GenBank genome assembly.